Molecule: messenger RNA, 2511 nt
Organism: Spinacia oleracea (spinach)
Lineage: Eukaryota; Viridiplantae; Streptophyta; Magnoliopsida; Caryophyllales; Amaranthaceae
Product: boron transporter 4
Exons: 13
Coding region: 175-2148 (657 amino acids)
Biological process (GO): transmembrane transport; monoatomic ion homeostasis; monoatomic anion transport
Cellular component (GO): plasma membrane
Molecular function (GO): solute:inorganic anion antiporter activity
Source: RefSeq, a predicted model, not a curated record
ACCACUUCAUCGCGGGUCUUUUUGAACCUCCCCAUAACACAGAUUACACAACUAGCUAGUUUACCCUUUCUCAUUUCUCUCUUCUUAGUUAUAGGGAGAGAAUUUUCCGGCGCCGGUGAUAUUUUCCGGUGACUUUCGCUCCACAUCGUAACUCGUAAAUAUUAAAUACAGAAAAUGAGGCGACCAUUAGAAGGGAUAGUAAGUGAUGUCAAAGGAAGACUGGCAUGCUACAAGCAAGAUUGGGUUGGUGGUAUCAAAUCUGGAUUUGGGAUACUGGCCCCAAGUACAUACAUCUUCUUUGCUUCUGCUCUUCCUGUUAUUGCCUUUGGGGAACAACUCAGCAGAGACACAAAUGGGAGUUUGAGCACAGUUGAAACUCUAGCUUCAACAGCAAUAUGUGGAAUCAUACAAUCAAUAUUUGGUGGACAACCUCUAUUAAUACUAGGGGUUGCAGAACCAACUGUGAUUUUGUACUCUUACCUCUACAACUUUGCCAAAGGGCGACCCGAUUUGGGCCAAGAACUCUUCCUAGCUUGGGCUGCAUGGGUUUGUGUAUGGACCGCCCUUAUGUUAAUUCUUCUUUCGGUAUGCAAUGCUGCUUCGAUCAUAACUCGGUUCACAAGGGUUGCAGGGGAACUCUUUGGCAUGUUGAUUACUGUUCUCUUUAUCCAAGAGGCUAUCAAGGGAGCUGUGAGUGAAUUCGGAGUCCCAAAAUCCGAGGACCCAAGUGAAGAGAAAUUCGAGUUCCAAUGGCGGUAUUUAAAUGGUGUUUUAGGAAUCAUUUUCACAUUUGGUGUUCUUUCCACUGCUUUAAAGAGUCGUAGGGCAAGAUCAUGGCGGUACGGUACAGGCCGUUUAAGGAGUUUUACUGCAGAUUAUGGAGUUCCAUUUAUGAUUGUUAUUUGGACUGCUUUAUCAUUUACCAUUCCUAAAGUAGUUCCUGAGGGAGUUCCUAGAAGACUCUAUAGUCCUCUACCUUGGCAAUCUGAAUCUUUAUACCAUUGGACUGUGAUCAAGGAUAUGGGGAAGGUUCCUGUGGCAUACAUCUUUGCUGCCAUAAUUCCGGCGUUGAUGGUAGCAGGACUGUAUUUCUUUGAUCAUACAGUUGCUUCACAAUUGGCACAACAAAAGGAGUUCAAUCUGAAAAAACCAUCUGCAUACCAUUACGAUAUCUUGUUGCUUGGAUUUAUGACAUUAAUUUGUGGACUUCUUGGACUCCCACCAGCAAAUGGUGUCCUUCCACAAUCUCCAAUGCAUACUAAGAGCCUUGCUAGCCUUAAGAAACAGUUGAUAAGGAGAAAGAUGGUAGAGUCUGCCAAAGAAAGCAUAAAGAAAAAUGCUAGUAGCACAGAGAUCUAUGGCCAGAUGCAACAUAUUUUUAUCGAAAUGGAUCAAAGUCCCGAUCCGCAUGAAGUUGUCAAGGAGCUUGAAGAACUAAAACAAGCAAUGAUAAAGGGAGACAGCCCAGAAGAAAAGGAGAAUAAGGCUUUUAGACUUGAUCACAUUGAUGCCUAUUUACCUGUUAGAGUCAAUGAGCAAAGAGUGAGUAACUUAUUACAGUCAAUCCUUGUAGCAGGCGCGUUGUUUGCAAUGCCUGUAAUCAAGUUAAUACCAACCUCUGUUCUUUGGGGAUACUUCGCGUAUAUGGCCAUUGAUAGUCUUCCUGGAAGCCAGUUUUGGGAAAGAAUCCUCCUCCUUUUCAUCACCCCAUCCAGACGUUACAAGGUUUUGGAAGAUGCUCAUGCUUCAUAUGUAGAAUCAGUGCCUUUCAAAUACAUUGCGGCUUUCACACUAUUCCAACUCGUAUACUUAGCCAUUUGUUUUGGUAUCACUUGGAUACCAAUUGCUGGAAUUCUUUUCCCUUUGCCUUUCUUCCUUCUUAUAAGCAUACGCCAAUAUAUGCUUCCGAAGAUGUUUCAUCCAAUUCAUCUGCAAGAACUUGAUGCUGCUGAGUAUGAAGAGAUUGUGGGUGCACCACGACGCGCUCACAGCUUGUCUUUAAGGAGGGAAUCCCUGGAAGAUGAACUUGUGGGAGAUGAUGGUGAGAUACUUGAUGAACUGACAACUAGCAGAGGGGAGUUAAAGCUCAGAACUUUAAGCUUUGAAAAUCCUCAGGUUCGUCCUCAAGAAGUUGUUCAUCCAGAGUGAAGCAAGCAUUGCUAGGACUCUAAGAAGGUUGUAUCAUAUAAUGGUCAAUUGGUCAUUAAAUUUUCGGUUUAAUUUACUCUUCCAAGUUUUUUAGUACUUUAUGCAAGUAUGUGAAUUUACCAAUGAUAUCUUAGCCAAAAAGUUAAGAUUGAGGUUAUAACCUAUGAGUAUAGGUUAUAUAAAAAUGUUAAGUUACCAAUGACAUUUUAACUACCAAAUGGUUAAGAUUAAGGUGAAGUAGGUUAUAUUUAUAUUGAAGGUCCUAAGUUUUAAUUUCAUUCCCUCUGUUUCGUUGUAUCGGAAUUAGUGCAUUGUAUUUGUAUGACCAAAGGUAAUUAAGUUCAAUGUAUCACAUCCUAAAAA